Paramecium primaurelia is the source of this 905-nucleotide messenger RNA. The record is from the annotation of a GenBank genome assembly. Lineage: Eukaryota; Ciliophora; Oligohymenophorea; Peniculida; Parameciidae.
AUGAUGAAGCUUCCUUAAAGCUAUAGAGAUCCAAAGAUCUUCAAUAAUAAAUAUAUUAUUAAACAAUAGAUUUCCUCUGGAUCAUUUGGUAUAGUGUAUUUAGCAUUCGAUAAACAUACAAGAGAAGAAGUUGCUGUAAAAGUAGAAAAAGAAGAAAAUGAAGAUGCAAGUUCUUUAGACAGAGAAAUUGCUAUUCUUAAUCGUCUUAUUGGUGUGCCUGGAGUUCCUAAAUUAUAUUGGAGUGGUUUUGAAUAAGAUUAUAAUGUUAUUGUCAUUCAACUAUUAGGAAAGGAUCUUAGUCAUUAUAUUAAACAAUAUAAAAAAUUAAGUCUCAAAACUGUAUUGCAAAUUACUCACUAAUUAUUGAUUACUUUAUAAUAAGUUCAUGAAAAAGGGGUUAUUCAUAGAGAUUUCAAACCUGAAAAUAUUCUUACAGGAUAUCAAUUAGAUAAUGGAAUAAUUUAUUUGGUUGAUUAUGGAGUAUCUAAAGUCUAUAUAGAUAGUUAAGGAAAACAUAUGUAUAAUUUGAAAAUCUAUUUAUAUAUUUUAGUCCACCUAAAGAUAAAAAGUCUUUUAUAGGUACAACCAGAUAUGCUUCAAUUGCUGCCCAUCGAGGUCAUGAGUUAGGUAGAAAGGAUGAUGUUGAGUCCAUGUUUUAUGUGAUGAUUUAUCUCUUAAAAGGGUAGAGUGAACUUUUCAUAUUAUAGCAAAUUGCCUUGGUAAAAUUUACAAAAUAUUGGACAUAGAGACAGAACUUCAAUAGUUGGAGAAGUGAAAAUGAAAACUGAUAUUGCAGAUCUUUGUAAAGAAAUUCCUUCUGAAUUUGCUGAAAUUCUGAAGUAACAGCCUACUAAAACAUAGUUAUCUAAAAAAAUUAGAAUUUAAAUCAGAGCCCGACUAUAAGU